Molecule: messenger RNA, 1215 nt
Organism: Anguilla anguilla (European eel)
Lineage: Eukaryota; Metazoa; Chordata; Actinopteri; Anguilliformes; Anguillidae
Product: small ubiquitin-related modifier 3-like
Exons: 4
Coding region: 108-401 (97 amino acids)
Biological process (GO): protein sumoylation
Cellular component (GO): nucleus
Molecular function (GO): ubiquitin-like protein ligase binding; protein tag activity
Source: RefSeq, a predicted model, not a curated record
UGUUGAUAACAGACCACGCGCGCGCCACCUCAGUGAAGAAGAAGAGAGGUAGAAAAGAGCGGACACUUUUUAGGUUAUCUUUAAUAGGAUCCAAAUUCAAGAGCAGCAUGGCUGAGGACAAGCCAAAGGAAGGUGUGAAGACUGAAAAUGACCACAUUAACCUGAAAGUGGCUGGCCAGGAUGGAUCGGUGGUCCAGUUCAAAAUUAAACGACACACUCCCCUCAGCAAACUAAUGAAAGCGUACUGCGAAAGACAGGGUUUGUCGAUUAGGCAGAUUAGAUUUAGGUUUGAUGGCCAACCAAUCAAUGAGACGGACACACCUGCACAGCUGGAGAUGGAGGAUGAGGACACUAUCGAUGUAUUUCAGCAACAGACUGGGGGUUCUGGGAGCUCCUGCUAAAGGAUGGACUACAGACCUGGAGAGCAUCAACUCAAAUAUUUUAUUUGGUCUUUUUCCUCAAAAUGCUCUUUCAAUGUUUUUUUUUUGUUGUUGUUUGUUUUUGUAUCCCUGAACCUCCACACCCUUUUCCAGUUCUUAAUGGGGGGUGGGCAGGGUUUGUUUUCAGCAUAUGUAAGAGGACAAUUUUUUAAAAACUGAAGCCAUGCCUUGCUUGGAGUGAUUGUCAUUGAAUCUGCAACUGUUACAGGAGAUCAGGUCACUAUAACACGACUUCUUUCGUAACAACGCCAUAAGUGGAGGUCAGAGAACAAGUGGGGCUGAGGAGAUCAGGCUACUGCAGGUGCAAUCGUCACAAAUGGGAGACUCUUUGGUCCUUCCAUGAGGUCCACCCCAGGCAGAAGGAGUGGUUUGCUUUUGAACACAUUUAGUAAAGUAUAGUGAAUAUUUUAGUGUUUCUCUUUUAGGUACAUUUACAGAAGGUUGUUCAAUUUGUCAGAUUUUCUCUUUGUAAUCCGUACAUUUGUUCAAAAGCUUGCUGCUCUGAGAGUGAAUGAGGGCCUCUUAUUUCCCAGGACUGGUUCAUUGACAAGGCAAUUAUAUUGGAUGAAAUGGGGUAGUAUGUGGACCACGUCUUACACAGACAGCUUUCUGAUCAAUGUACAUGUUAUGUUUUAAAAAGCAAAGUGCGGGUUUAUUUUAAUGUCUCUAUAAAAGAUUCUUUCUGUGUGUGGGGGAGAUGGUCAUGCUCAUUAUAAAAAUCCAUUUGUAAUAAACAUGUCAUGCAUUUCCCCCUCCUGCCAACCGAAAAGGGACG